Messenger RNA from Rhipicephalus sanguineus (brown dog tick), 1570 nucleotides. Its product is annotated as acetylcholinesterase. NCBI's taxonomy places the organism in Eukaryota, Metazoa, Arthropoda, Arachnida, Ixodida, Ixodidae. The transcript is spliced from 2 exons. Gene Ontology annotation, cellular component: plasma membrane. Gene Ontology annotation, biological process: acetylcholine catabolic process; choline metabolic process. The coding region runs from base 51 to 1565 and encodes 504 amino acids. Gene Ontology annotation, molecular function: acetylcholinesterase activity. The record is from RefSeq and is a predicted model, not a curated record.
UGCCGCUGGGCGGCGUCGUAGUCUCGACCACUGAAGGAAAAGUGCGUGGCAUGACGAAGACAGUUCUCGGAAAGAAUAUCGAUGUGUUCCUCGGUAUUCCGUACGCGGUGCCACCGACCGGAGAGCUCCGUUUCCGCAAACCACUGCCCCAGCCGCCUUGGGAGGAUACCUACGACGCGACCAGCGCUAAGGACUCGUGUAUGCAGCCUCUCCUUCCUUAUAUUUUUUACAUACCAACGCCGCUGUCGGAAGAUUGCCUUUACCUGAACGUGUGGACACCGAAGGCGUCAAGCGAGACGAAGGUUCCCGUCCUGCUGUGGUUUUUCGGUGGGACUUUCUUGGUUGGCUCCGCUUACGAGACGAGAUACGACGGGGCAGCAUUACCUGCACUCAAGGGUGUCGUUGUCGUCUCUUGCAAUUUCAGAUCGGGCAUGUUCGGUUUUCUAGAUGCAAACACCGAAGGGGCACCUGGAAACAUGGCACUGUGGGACCAGCUUCUGGUUAUGCAGUGGGUCCAGCGAAACAUCGCAGCGUUCGGAGGUGAUCCGGAUCUCGUCACGGCGGUCGGCGAAAGUUCUGGAGCCAUGGACAUUCACCUUCACCUCAUGUCGCCGUAUAGUGACGGCCUUUUUUGCCGCAUGUUUUCGAUGAGUGGGACUGAAACAAGCAAUUCGAAUGUCGACUCUGUUUUCGAAAGCAUAAGCCGGGGAAACUCUGUUGCUGCGCUACUUGGAUGCGCGGAUGUCUUCCAAGACCUCACAACGCACCCGGAAAAGGUGUUGGAUUGUCUCCGAAGCAAGCCGGCCCAGCAAAUCGUAGACGCUACAGAAAACGCGACCGCGCCUUGCAUGUUGGCCUUCUUCCCCACAUUCAACACCGAGUACAUCCCGUACCUGCCAUCGAUAGCUUCUGAAAAAGGCAUGUUUAGAGUUGUGGAUGUAGUGCUCUCUGUUUUAGCGAACGAAGGCGGCUUUUUCUUUGACAUGCAGUCGGAUAGAGAGCUGCUCCAAGAUGACCUGAGCGACUACGAAUACCCCGCCUUCCUCGACGCGUUAAAAGGUACCUUUCAGAAAUGGCUCAAGAAAAAAAUCGUUCCUUUAGGUAUAUCCUACCUAAAGAACAGCAGUUCUUCGAGCAAGGCGGACUUGAGGCAAACAACGGCGGAUUUUAUUGGCAAGCACAAUUUUUACUGCCCGACAAAGUUCUACGCUGAAGACAACUCGGCCUACGGAGGAGACGUGUACGGCAUGGUGUUCGGUCAUCGCUCUCAAAAGUCAACCGAACCUGAAUGGGUUUAUGUUCGGCAUAUGGAAGAAAUACCGUACUUUUUUGGGAUCCCGUAUCUAAAUACCGUUAACUAUACCGAUGAGGACCGGCAGGUGAGCGACUAUGCCAUGGAGGUGUUGGUGUCGUUUGCUCGAGAUGGGAAACCUACUUCACCCGAUGGGCUUGAGUGGACUGCGUAUUCAGAAGAGGAGCCGAAGUUUAUGUGGCUACAACCGGGAAACUACAGCCUCGUGGACUACAUGGAAGGGGGCGCAUGUGCAUUGUGGCGAAACUUUUAGCACUU